AGAACACAACAGGAAAAAGAGAAACAAAGAUUACGAUACAAUGAAGGGAAGACAGAGUCAUCCUCUACUGAGAGGUGGAAGUAGAGUUUUUAGUUCUAGUCAUGAUCUUUCUUCACCUCAGAUCCAAUCUCUUGCUGCUAUCUGUGAAACUCUUAUGCCUUCCCUCCCAUUUGAUAUCAUCGAUGAACAUCACUCAGAUAACCAGGCCCUACUUUCAUUCUACAAAGUUUCUGGCUCUCAGCCGCCAAUCCCUCACGAGGUAGCAGAAAUAUUGGUGAAGAGGGGUCAACCAAAAGCUGUGUUGGUAGUGGGCAUGAUUCUGACACUUCUUUCAUUCAGAUUGGGAACACUAUUGCUUUGUGGGUAUCUUUGCUUAGACUGGAAAUGGCCCUUCAUUCUCAAGUUCUCUGAAAUUCCUGUGGAAAGGAGAGAAGAAGUUCUCAAUAAAUGGUCAAGGGAAAAGCGUCUGAUACCUCUAAGAGUAGCGUUUGUGAUGAUCAAAAUCUUCUGUUUAUACACCUUCUUCUCCAGGACUGAUGAAAACUCAGAAAACCCAGCGUGGGAAGCAAUUGGAUAUCAUUUAGACACCAAGGAAACAUUGAAGAGACCCAAAGAAGAGAGACCUCUUCAAAAGGGGAUUAUAGAAACCAUGUAUGAAGAUGACUUAACGCUGCCGCAGUGUCUCACCCAAAAAGGCCUUCAAGUUACUGAAGAUCCAGAAGACAAUGCCUAUGAGAUCAAAUGUGAUGUUAUAAUCGUAGGCUCUGGUUGUGGUGGAGGAGUUGCGGCCUCAGUUCUUGCAAGUUCUGGUCAGAAAGUGAUUGUUCUCGAGAAGGGGAACUACUUUGUGGCUGAAGACUAUUCUUCUCUGGAAGGCCCCUCUAUGUUUGAGCUAUAUGAAUCUGGUGGAUUUCAAUCAACUGUCAAUGGGAAAAUUAUGAUCAUGGCAGGCUCAACAGUUGGUGGAGGCUCUGCUGUGAACUGGUCUGCCUCCAUCAAGACACCAAAUUCUGUUCUCAGAGAAUGGUCUGUGGAUCAUAAGAUUCCUCUUUUCGGGAGCUCUGACUAUCAAUCUGCAAUGGAAGUUGUCUGUAAGAGGAUCGGUGUUACAGAAACUUGUACCGAGGAAGGAUUUCAAAAUCAAGUUCUUCGAAAAGGGUGUGAGAAUCUUGGUCUAAAAGUCGAAUUGGUGCCGAGGAAUGCCUCAGCAGAUCAUUACUGUGGUUCUUGCAAUUAUGGUUGUAGAACAGGAGAAAAGAAAGGGACUGAUAGUACUUGGCUUGUCGAUGCUGUGGACAAUGGUGCUGUGAUUCUUACAGGAUGCAAAGCUGAAAAAUUCAUAUUGGUAAACAACAACAAUGGCAGUAGAAGAAAAAAAUGCUUGGGAGUGGUUGCAACAGCUUUGAAUAAGAAUAUCACAAAGAAGCUGAAAAUUAAGGCUAGAGUAACAGUUUCAGCUUGUGGGUCUCUCUUGACACCCCCUCUAAUGAUAUCUAGUGGUUUAGUGAAUCCAAAUAUCGGCAGGAACCUUCAUCUCCAUCCCGUCCUUAUGGGCUGGGGAUACUUUCCAGAGCAAAUGACAGAACUAAAAGGCAAAAGUUACCAAGGAGGAAUCAUCACUUCGAUCCAUAAGGUGGUUUCAGAAGAAUCCAACGUUCACGCAAUCAUAGAAACCCCGGCACUUGCACCGGCUUCUUUUGCAGCACUAUUUCCCUGGACUUCAGGGCGUCAAUUGAAGGAGACGAUGGUUAAGUACGGAAGAAUUGCUCACCUUUUUGCAUUGGUUAGAGACCAAGGUUCGGGAGAAGUUAAGAGAGAGGGUACAAUUAAAUAUCGGUUGAAGCAAGUUGAUAAAGAAAAUCUUAGAGUGGGGUUGAAGCAGGUUUUAAGAAUUUUGAUAGGGGCAGGAGCUGUAGAAGUGGGUACUCACCGGAGUGAUGGCCAGAGCAUUAAGUGUAAAGGAACGAAGGAGGAAGAGUUAGAGGAGUUUUUGGACACCGUUGAUGCAGUUGGAGGACUGUCGUCUAAGGACGAGCUCUGGAGCUUAUAUUUUUCAGCCCAUCAGAUGGGAAGUUGCAGGAUGGGUGUUAAUGAGGAAGGGAGUGCUGUUGAUUUGAACGGUGAAAGUUGGGAAGCUGAAGGCUUAUUUGUGUGUGACGGCAGUGUUCUGCCAACCGCAGUCGGCGUCAAUCCAAUGAUCACAAUUCAAUCCACUGCUUAUUGCAUUUCGACAAAGAUUGCAGAGUCAUUGCACAAAGAUAGACCAUUGGCACAGAGAUGAUUUGCUCUUGUAAAUCAUUCGCCUCUUUAUUUUAAGUUAUGCAUUAAGAAAAUAAUAAAAAUGAUUAUUAUCAUUA
Molecule: messenger RNA, 2357 nt
Organism: Pistacia vera
Lineage: Eukaryota; Viridiplantae; Streptophyta; Magnoliopsida; Sapindales; Anacardiaceae
Product: long-chain-alcohol oxidase FAO2-like
Exons: 3
Coding region: 41-2281 (746 amino acids)
Molecular function (GO): long-chain-alcohol oxidase activity; flavin adenine dinucleotide binding
Source: RefSeq, a predicted model, not a curated record